Prinia subflava (tawny-flanked prinia) is the source of this 3201-nucleotide messenger RNA. It is a transcript of the gene TMPRSS7, whose product is annotated as transmembrane serine protease 7. The transcript has 18 exons. Gene Ontology annotation, biological process: proteolysis. The record is from RefSeq and is a predicted model, not a curated record. Gene Ontology annotation, molecular function: protein binding; serine-type endopeptidase activity. Bases 1 to 2484 code for a protein of 827 amino acids. Lineage: Eukaryota; Metazoa; Chordata; Aves; Passeriformes; Cisticolidae.
AUGGAUGAAAAAAAUGAUCCCCCAGCAGCUAAACCUGAAGAUGAAGUAAGUGCAGCCAACAUUUCAGUCCAAAUGGUAUCUGAGGAAGACAAGUUGGCAAAGAGGAUUCUGGCAAGGAAAAAACAUGACAAAUUGAAGAGAAAAGAUAAGUUGCUGUGGAAUUUUCAAAACAAAAUAAUCCUCUUUACCUUCAUUCUAUUCAUUUUAGGAGUUGUAACCUGGACAUUACUGUGGCUCUUCAUUGUUCAGGCAGAAAACAAAGAUGCGCUGUAUUUUGUUGGACUGUUUCGUGUUGCCAACAUAGAGUUUCUUCCAGAAUAUAGGCAGAAAGAGUCCAAGGAAUUCCUCUCUGUGGCACAGACUGUGCAGCAUGUGAUGAACUUGGUCUACACAACUUCUUCUUUCUCCAAAUUUUAUAAGCAGUCCACUGUCUCAGAAGUCAGUAACAACAACAAUGGAGGCCUUCUUAUUCAUUUCUGGAUCGUAUUUGUGGUACCACAGGCGAAGGGGCAAGUGCUGUGUGAGGAUUGUGUGGCUGCCAUUUUAAAGGAUUCCAUUCAGACAAGUGUCAUUAACCGGACUUCGGUGGGAAGUCUUCAGGGCCUUGCAGUCGACAUGGAUUCCAUUGUCCUCAGUGCAGGUCUUCGGUCAGAUUAUUGGUCAACAACAGGAACAGGAACAAAUUGCAUGUAUGAUCUCUAUGCUGACCGACUACAGGAGCGCUUUCCUCUGGACACGCGAGCUACCUCCGAGGGAACAAUCUGCUACUUCAAGCUUAUUGCAUCUGUGGGCCACCUUAUCCGUCUUUCAAUAGUAUCCCUUCAGAUUGAAGCAGAUAACUGCAUCACUGACUCACUCACCAUCUAUGACUCCCUGAUGCCAAUAAAAGAUAAGAUACUCUACCGAGCCUGUGAACCAGCUGAUUCAUUGGUGUCACUUGUGUCCACAAAUAAUCUCAUGCUGGUCGUAUUUAAGGCAGCACAAGUAAAGGAGCAAAAGGGAUUCCAUGGCUAUUUUGAGGUCAUUACACAAGAAAGGUGUGGAAAAGCAAUAGUGACAAAAGAAGAAACUGGCUACGAAGGGAGAAUCACAAGUCCAUAUUACCCAAGCUAUUAUCCUCCAAAAUGCCUGUGUGCAUGGAAUUUCCAGACUCCACAGAAGCACCUUGGUAUAGCUCUGAAGUUUCAUAACUAUACCAUUAGUGAGAAGAAUAUUAAAGGCUGUGAACGAGGGUGGUGGAAAAUUAAUGAACGCAUGUACUGUGGUUACUAUGUCGAUCACCAAACAGUCUUCCACGUUUCAAGUUCUGCUGUCAGUGUGGAGCUUCAGUGCAGUUCGAAGGUCUCCGAGAAGCCCCUGCUGGUGGAGUAUGGCAGCUAUAACAUCAGCCAGCCAUGUCCACCUGGACAUUUCAAGUGUUCUACUGGCUUAUGCAUCCAGCAGAUGCAGCGCUGUGAUGGCAUAAACAACUGCUUCGAUGAAAGCGAUGAACUCUCUUGUGUUGUCCCUGAGUGGAACUGUAACUCCAGCUUCACAAUACAGGACAACUUGCUUGCCUGCAAUGGAGUAAGUGAUUGUGAAAAUGGAGAAGAUGAGCAGAACUGCACCCACAGUAUUCCCUGCACCAACCACACAUUCAAGUGCAGGAAUAACAUUUGCAUUAGGAAACAAUAUGCAAGGUGUGAUGGGACUGUGGACUGUGUUGAUGGAAGUGAUGAAAGCAGCUGCAGCUGUGGCAGUAGCAAGGUCAGCAGUCUCAUCUCUCGGAUUGUAGGUGGUUCAAACACUGAGGAAGGUGAAUGGCCCUGGCAGGUCAGCCUUCAUUUUGUGGGAGCUGCGUACUGUGGAGCAUCAGUGAUAUCGAAAGAAUGGCUUGUGUCUGCAGCCCACUGCUUUCAAGGGAGCAAGCUGGCUGACCCCAGAGCGUGGCGUGCCCAUCUGGGCAUGCAGAUGCAGGGCCAUGCCAAGUUUGUGUCUGCGGUGAGGCGGAUCAUAGUGCACGAGUACUACAACAGCAGGAACUACGACUAUGACAUCGCGCUGCUGCAGCUCAGCACACCCUGGCCCGACACCAUGAGCCACCUCAUCCAGCCCAUCUGCCUGCCUCCCUCUUCCCACAAAGCCCGCAGCGGGGACAGGUGCUGGAUAACGGGUUGGGGCCAAAAGCAGGAAGCAGAUGAUGAGGGCUCAGCAGUUCUUCAGAAAGCAGAGGUAGAAAUUAUUGACCAGACAUUAUGUCAUUCUACAUACGGGAUUAUCACAGCUAGGAUGUUUUGUGCUGGGCUAUCGUCUGGAAAAAGAGAUGGUUGUAAAGGUGAUUCUGGUGGACCACUGUCAUGUCAAAGCAAUGGAAAUGGAAAAUGGUUUUUGACUGGCGUUGUGAGCUGGGGUUAUGGAUGUGGAAGACCAAAUUUCCCAGGUGUCUACACAAGAGUGUCAAACUUUGCACCAUGGAUACACAAAUAUGUGCCUUCAGUCUUGUAACUUGAAAACUGUUUUCUUGGAAUAAAACAUAUCCUGGAUAUCUUCAUUAAAAUUAUAUUUGGAAGAAGUGUUCAGUGGUGGAAUUUCUUUGCAUGUGUCUUGCCGAUUCUGGAAUUCACAAAAGGGGGUAAUAAAUACCAUUGUUCAAGCUUUGGUGAAAAAGGAGGAGGCUGUUCCUUGUGGUGGUUGUUCUACACAGAUAUCUGGAGACAUGGCAGGAGAUGCAAUAAUAAACUUAAUGUUCAAGGCACCAACAAGUGCGGGUGCACUCAUCUGUCAGGAAGCUGAAGAUGCAGCUGAUUGUGUAAACAGAGAGCUUGAGGCUUACUUAUCAUCUCCUCUGAGAUAUGUGCAGCCAAUACAGAAGUAACUGUGAAAUAGCAAUGAACUGUUUGCAUUCUGGCAAAUACUACUUUCCCUGCCUCUUCCACCAAGAGCAGCUGACAGGGAGAGAGGGAGAGGAGACACUGUAAAAAGUGAAGUCAAUCCUUUCAAAUCUGCAGGGCCCUAAUUUUUGAAGAUCAGAAAUUGUGCUGCUAUAAGUGGUGAUUUGUUGCAUGCUUAUUCCAUCUCCUGCUUUCAUUUUAAUUAUCUGCACGAUAUGGAGCUACUAACUCUUUUAUUUCCUGUUUACAUUUCUUUAUUUUCAAGUUCAUUCACCUAAGAAUUUGAAUUCUUGAGCUUCAGGCAACUUUAUCAAGAUGAAUAAACAUGGUG